Messenger RNA from Didymodactylos carnosus, 687 nucleotides. The record is from the annotation of a GenBank genome assembly. Lineage: Eukaryota; Metazoa; Rotifera; Eurotatoria; Philodinida; Philodinidae.
AUGAAAUCACCCAAGAUGCGUGGACAAGCAUUUAUUAUAUUUGAUGAUGUACAAAAUUCAACAGCAGCAUUACGUUCAUUACAAGGUUUGGAAUUUUUUGAAAAACCACUUCGUAUACAGUAUGCUAAAAAAGAUUCUGAAAGUAUUAAGUUGAUACGCGCCCAAGAAAAUGCAACGGCUGCUGCUCUUGCUGCAGCUGCUGAAAAAGCAAAUGCACCGAAAAAACCUCGAAUUGAGAAACCAUCAACUCCUGCUGAACCGACAUUACAACAACAACACAUUGCUAUGAUGAAUUCAGAAGAAGUACUCCAAGCAGCUGAAAUGGUAACUGCCGCUGCAGCAGAAGCGGAACUUGAACAAUUACCAUUGAAAGAACGUCAACGUCGUAUUCAAACUGUAAUUGCUGCACAAAGUACAUUAAUUGGAACAUUACCAAUAAUUCCUGAACAACCAUCAAAUUCCACAUUAUUUUUAAGUAAUCUACCGAAUGAAACAACAAAAGAAAUGUUAGAAAUUCUAUUUAAACAAUUUACUGGCUAUCGUGAUGUUCGUUUAAUACCAGGUCGUGAAGGUAUCGCAUUUGUGGAUUUUGACAAAGAUAAACAGGCAACAAUAGCUAAAGACGCAUUACAAAAUUUCAAAAUUACACCAACAAAUUCGAUAACAAUUAGUUUUGCAAAAAAAUAG